Gadus macrocephalus (Pacific cod) is the source of this 4715-nucleotide messenger RNA. RefSeq lists its product as uncharacterized. The record is from RefSeq and is a predicted model, not a curated record. The transcript is spliced from 3 exons. Lineage: Eukaryota; Metazoa; Chordata; Actinopteri; Gadiformes; Gadidae. The coding region runs from base 71 to 3895 and encodes 1274 amino acids. Gene Ontology annotation, molecular function: protein binding; GTP binding.
UCUACCCAGAGCUGGUCUUAUCUCUGUGUUGAAGGCUGAACCUGGACCUGGGCCAGACCGAUACAACCAGAUGAACAUGGACAGUUGUAAGACCGUAGUGCUGGCAGCACUGGGCCGGCCCUUCAGUCUGGGGAUGCUCUACGACUGUCGCAACGACUCACUGAUCCCCGCUCUGAAACUUUGGGACCGGGAAGACUUAGAGAAAAAAGCAGAUGAAAGACCCCAACCCAACAGUGAAUUUGACGUACUUGCAUCCGACUCCAUCGAAGACAAAUCUUCUGCAUUGAAUGUUAAAGGUUCACUGCAAGCCAGUUUUCUGUGUGGACUGGUUGAUUUAGAAGGCUCUGCUAAAUUUCUCUCAGAUUCUAAGCGUUCCAUGAAUCAGGCUAGGGUGGUAAUACAUUACAAAACCACCACCAAAUUCAAAGAGCUGUCAAUGAAUCACAUUGGCAGAGGUAAUGUGAAACAUCCAUAUGUGUUUCAGUCGGGACAAGCAACACACGUAGUGACAGGAAUCCUUUAUGGGGCACAAGCCUUCUUUGUGUUCGACCGUGAGUUGUCACAAAAGGAAGAUCGGCAAGACAUUGAGGGCAAUCUAAAGGUGCUGAUCCAGAAGAUACCCAAAUUGAAGAUAGAUGGCAAAGGUUCUCUAAACAUGGCAGGCAAGGACAAGGUAAAUGUUGACAAGUUUAACUGCAAGUUCUAUGGUGACUUUAACCUUAAGGAACCCCCUGUGUCUUUUCAGGACGCAAUAGAAGUCUAUCAAAGCCUACCUAAGCUGUUGGGAACCAACGAAGGGAACGCAGUGCCUCUGAAGGUCUGGUUAAUGCCACUGAAGGCUUUACAUUCUGCUGCUGCUCAACUGGUUAGGCAGAUAAGUGAUAAAUUAGUCAGGGAUGCUCAGAAUGUCCUGGAGGACCUCAACGACCUGGAAAGGAGAUGCAAGGAUGUAGAAAGUUGCACAACAACCAAGCAAUUCCCACAGAUUAGCAAGAAGGUGAAAGCUUUCAAAGAACUUAUUUUUCGGCAUAAAGUUCAAUUCCAGAAUAUUAUGGCAAGGAAACUCCCAUUGAUCCGAGGAGGAGGAGAGGAGGAAAGUGUUCUUGCAGAGAUCCUGAAAAAAAUACAUUCCUCUCCCUUCAAAAGUGGUGAACUGAAUGAGUGGAUGGAUUGUAAAGAGAAAGAAAUCAAAAUCAUCAGCUCUCUGAUUGACAAAAUGCCCAACAUGAUAAUCGUUGCGUCCAGUCACAACUCUCUGCAGAGUGAGAUCCACAGUGGAGAUGUCAGACAUACAGUGUGCUUUGUCUUUACCUCCCUGGAAGGCCCAGAGCCUUACCUUUCAGCUCUGUCAAACUACUUGGAUGAAACCCAACCAGACGACGUGCCAUGUGCUUAUGAUGUGGAAAAGGAACAAUGGUUCUCCUCAAAUGUAAUGUACGAGAAAAUGCAGCUCUUCAAAGAUUUUGCAGAGGCCAACAAAGAGAACAAAAGCAUCAGGUUUCUAGCAGGUGCAAUAAACGAUGAUGAGAAGAAAGGUGCAACUCUCCACCUCUACAAGGAUGGGUCCUUAGCCAACUACAACUUUGAACCACCUUUGAAGCCAGAGAUGAACACGGGUGACAUAACCCAUAACAGUGUAACACUGAAUAUUUCCCCACCUCAAUUUGGGUUGACAACUGUCACCCACUACACUGUUGAGUUCUGUGUCCAUGGAGACGAUGUUUGGCAUCAACAAAUGGAGAGCAAGGCUGGAGAUGUCACAGUGUCCGGCAUGAAGAUUAAUGAAGGGUAUCAGUUCAGAUGUAGAGGCUGGUGCGCAGUCGGCCGCGGUCCGGCCUGUGAAGGUAGCCCUUUGAUUAAAACCUUACCAUCCAGUCCUCCAGAAAAACUACAAGUGGAAUGUUAUACUACAGAGUUAUCAGUCAGAUGGGAGAAACCAUCUGACCUUGGACAUGGAGUGGAGGCCAAGCAAUACAUAUUAGAACUUGCUGAAACAUCUCCAGAAAUAAACCCUGAAGAGUGUAUAUGGAGCAAACUAACAUUCACAGCCAACGACUCCCUCCUAGUCAAAGUCAUUCCAGGGCUGCAGCCUUCAACGCGAUACACUGUCCGGGUCAGAUGUGACUGUGGAGUUUUUGGCCUUGGCAAAGAGGCAUCAGUAGUUGUGUGCACAAAAAAGCUAUCUGAUAAACUGGCUACAUCAAUCAAAGCAUCGAGCAAGGUAAUGGAACCUGGUUCUCCUUCAGUUUUCAUGUUACCCCUGGAGAAAAACGAUAUUAGGAUAGAUGGAUGCAAGAGGUACACAUUUGGCGAGGACAGCGUGAGGCCAAAUCGCACUCUCAUGUUCCUGGGGGCAUCAGGUUCGGGGAAGUCAACUCUGAUCAAUGGAAUGAUCAACUACAUCCUGGGCAUAGAUUGGGAAGACUCUUUCCGCUUCAAACUUAUCGAUGAGGACCAAUCGAAGUCACAAGCUGAAAGUCAGACUUCCGAAGUAACCACCUACAAAAUCAACCACCAAGAUGGCUUCCGAGUUCCUUAUUCUCUAACCCUUGUUGACACUCCGGGUUUCGGCGACACAAAGGGUAUAGUGAGAGACGGGGCGAUCACAGAGCAGAUCAGGACACUCUUCACCUCGGACAAGGGAGUCCGUGAGAUAGAUGCAAUUUGUUUUGUCACCCAGGCCUCUCAAGCAAGACUAACGCAUACACAGAAGUACGUGAUAGAUUCGGUGCUGUCGAUCUUUGGUAAAGACGUGGCAGAGAACAUUUGCAUGCUGGUCACAUUUUCAGACGGUCAGCCGCCUCCUGUUCUCGCAGCGAUCAAUGCUGCUAAUAUUCCAUGUCCUAAAACAGACAGAGGACUUCCAGUGCACCACAAAUUCAACAACUCUGCACUUUUUGCUGAAAAUAAUUAUUUCAGUGACAUGGCUGAUCAAGGCUCCAAAUCAUCAAAUAAUCCCCCCCCCAAAAAGAUGGAGGCUAAAAACUUUGAUGCAAUGUUUUGGGAAAUGGGGGCAAGCAGCAUGGAAACAUUCUUUGCUGCCUUGGGACAAAUGACCACCAAGAGCCUGCAGUUAACCAAAGAGGUUCUCAACGAGCGAAAGCAGUUGGAGGUGGCUGUGGAAGGAAUCCAGCCCCAGAUACGGGCGGGGCUGGCGAAACUAGAAGAGAUCCGAUCAACCCAACAACAGAUCGAAAAGCACACCGCCGACAUCACUUGCAAUGAAAACUUUGAAUUUGAAGUUGAAAUCCUCAAGCCUGUCCAAAUAGAGCUUACCAAAGAGGGAGAGUUCAUCACUAACUGUCAGCAGUGUUCAGUGACCUGCCACUACCCCUGUACCAUAGCAGACGAUAAAGAAAUUAGUGGCUGUGCUGCCAUGAGUGGUGGGAAAUGCACGGUUUGCCCUGGAACAUGUUCCUGGGAAGUACAUUUCCACCAGAAAUACAAGUGGGACUACGUCAAAGAGAAGCAGAUGAAGACGAUAAAAGAAUUGAAAGAGAAGUAUGAAAAAGCCACGGAGGCAAAGAUCUCAGUCGAGGAACUGAUUGAACACCUGGAAGAGGAUGUUGCCAUACUGCAGGAAGAGAUCAUGUCCAUGAUAAAAAAGUCAUCUCACUCUAUAGCUCGGCUGAAGGAGAUAGCUCUGCGGCCUGACCCGCUGAGCACGCCAGACUACAUCGACCUGCUCAUUCAGGGAGAGAAGUCAGAGGGCAAAGAGGGUUACCUGGCACGGAUUGAGUCUCUAGAAAAAAUUAAAGAAAAUGCCCAAAUCAUGGCCAAGGUUUCAAAAGGAGAGCCGCUAACCAGCACACAGGAUCAAUACAUUAAGGACAGAAAUAAAAGGAAAGAGGGAAAGGGAUUUCGGAUGGGUGGUUGGUUAAAGAAUCCGUUUUGAGUCUGGGGUCCUCCUCAAGGUCUCCUCCCAACUGGACGUGCCUGGAACCCCUCCCUAGGGAGGCGCGCAGUGGGCAACCUUACCAGAUGCCCGAACUGGCAUAGGGUUAGGGCUAGCUUUAAAAAAUAAAAAUAAUUUCCACUAGGAUGGGCAACACAGUUUUUCUUGGAUUAGACACCAAAACAUUUAAUUUGAAAGAGAUGGCAUUCGUUUCAAAUAGAGAUGUGUGAUUUUUUUUAAUGUAACAGCAAUUACAAAGCACUGGUCUUCUGUUUUUAUAGUUUAUAGUAGUAUCCUUCUCAGGUGGCCUUUGUUCUCUUCACCUCCUUUCUUCCGCUGUAACUCGUUAUGUUCAGGUUCGAGGUAUACGUUUUGUCACAACUUUGUACUGAUUUUUGACAGAGGCAACCAUUUCCCUCUGUCUUUUUUUAACAAUUUCAGAAAAAGUAUACAAAUAAAAUGCAAUUAAUUAUAGGAGGGUGGAUUCUCAAAACUGUACCAUCAUUUGUAUAAGAAAUAUUGGUUUCGAUCCACCCAUCCCUAAUUUCCACAGUAGGUAUCACAGCAAAAUCAUCCUCCUUCUGCUACAUUAACUCAUUUUAUGCUUGUUCUUUGAUAUAAUAACACAGAUGCUAUUGAUGAAAACAGAGAAAUGAAAUUGUGAUCAAUAUUUGUUGGGUGUAAAUGUGAUUAUGAAUAUGUUAGAGGAAAUAAUAACAGAGGCUGUAAAAAUUAUAUUUACAAAAGUAUAAUAGCCUGCUAUAUGUCCUCUUACUUUUUCAAAGAAAAAAAAUAUUAAACGAUAUUAAAGAUUGAAAAA